This is a messenger RNA of Daphnia pulex (common water flea), 2757 nucleotides long. Its product is annotated as ATPase family protein 2 homolog. The record is from RefSeq and is a predicted model, not a curated record. The transcript has 10 exons. Bases 294 to 2714 code for a protein of 806 amino acids. Gene Ontology annotation, cellular component: cytoplasm. Gene Ontology annotation, molecular function: ATP binding; ATP hydrolysis activity. NCBI's taxonomy places the organism in Eukaryota, Metazoa, Arthropoda, Branchiopoda, Diplostraca, Daphniidae.
UGCUAAGAUGAGAAAAUGCAGCAUCUAGCAUUUUCGCUCUGUGGUUUGAAUUGUAAACUUAUUGGAUCUAUGCGCCAGCUUGUGACCAUCUACGAAAGACGUCACAAUUGAUUUUCGAUGUAACGAUUUGACAAUUUCGUUCGGGGGCUGCACAACACGCAACUUUCAUCACACACAUACGUGAAACAGUGGCGACGGCCUACUGUUUAGGGUUGACCAGAAGCAGACGACAAACUGUCACGUGCGCUUCGAAUUUUGGUAGCGCGAUUCUGGAAGUUUACAACUGGUAAACGAUGGCACCAAAAACCCCGAGAACACCCCAGACUCCUUCGAAAUUCGGAACCAAAGUCGAGUGGAAAAGUUGUGCCUCUUGUGCCUGCACUUUUGUCUUACGGGAUUCACUUAGGCACGAAGCUGUCUGCUCUGUUUUAGCAAGCCAAGAUUACUCAGACGCUGACGUCAACCAUGGAUUUGUGUUUAAUAAACGACUCUGCGCAGUCCUUGACGAUAAAACUUGCAAAGAAUGCCUGCAACAUGUGCACAAGUUACAAAAAUCCCAUGUUGCACUUGUUUCCCCCUCAGCCAUGCAGUUGUGUGGGAUCGUAAUAGGAUCUCACGUUGAAGUGGAGACCUUUGAUUCAAAGUCAUCCAUUUUUGUAGCUUGGCCUUGUUGCCAUAUCCCACCCUCAUCAAUUUUUAUUGAUCCUGAAAUUCUUAGGGUGAUAUCCAUGGACCAGCAAAAGAAUCUUUACGUGUCUGCACCAAGCGAAAACAAGCACAUAGCAGCAAAAGUGCACCUGAAAAUUGCAUUACGAGACAACCCCCCACUUGAAAUCACCCAACUGGAAAAUGUUUUUCUUCAUCAGUUUGACAGUCAUCUUUUGAGGAAAGGCAACCGCUUUGCUCUUAAACAUCUAGGCAAAAAAUGGUUGAUUACUGUAGAGAAAGUGAUUCGAUCCGACAGCGACAGAUCAAAUGACGAUCUCUCAGCUGGAAUGAGUUCAUUAACGGUGGAUGUCAUCCAAUCACGAGACUAUUCACUGGUCCUUUCGAAUACUAAUAUUUGUUUCGAUGCACCGAAUGAGGUUUCCUCUGAUCCUUCAUUCGUAGAACUAAGUGACUUUGGUGGCGCCCACGAUGUGGUCGAAGAGAUAAAAAAGUUGUGCACAAGCGUCUUUCAAGCAACUAACCCAUCAAAAAGCGUAGGUCCCAGAGGAAUGCUCUUGUACGGACCCCCAGGAACGGGAAAGUCACUUUUAGUUCGUGCUGUGGCCGGCCACUUCAAAGUUCCCAUGAUUACCAUUCAAGGUCCAGAGUUGUUCAGCAAGUACUACGGAGAAACCGAAGCACGACUAAGGGAAAAGUUUGAAGAAGCCAUUAAAAAAGACUGUUGUAUCAUCUACUUGGACGAAAUCGACUCUCUGUGUCCAAAAAGAGACUCUGGCUCAUCAUCUCAUAGCGAUCAGGAACGCCGGGUAGUUGCCACUUUACUUUCUAUGAUCGAUUCCAUCCCACCCCAAGCACGUGUCGUGAUAAUUGGGGUAUCAAGCCGACCAGACGCAUUAGAUUCUGCUAUGAGAAGACCCGGGCGAUUGGAUCGUGAAUUGGAAAUCCGAGCUCCAACUGUCGCCGAACGCAAAGACAUUCUUAAUGUUCUUCUCAGAAAGAUUCCGCAUCGCUUGGAAACCAAAGAAAUCGACCAUCUGGCUUCAAUCACUCAUGGUUUCGUCGGGGCAGAUUUAUCUCUCCUCUGCGCCGAAGCUUCGCUAGCUGCAGCAAAGCGCAUCAUAUCCGGCCCCGCAUCUACUGCCGAAGUUUUUCUGUUGGCCGAAGAUACAAAACAGGCCUUACAUUUAGUCAAACCGAGUGCAAUGAGAGAAGUGCUGGUUGAAGUGCCAAACGUGCGUUGGACAGAUAUUGGAGGACAGGCUGAGUUGAAGCUCAAACUGAAACAAGCUGUCGAGUGGCCUUUGCGCUAUCCGGAAGCUUUUCAACGACUUGGUGUCGAACCACCACGUGGACUUUUAAUGUUCGGACCCCCUGGCUGUUCGAAAACUAUGAUCGCCAAAGCUUUGGCCACGGAAAGUGGAUUGAACUUUAUCGCCGUCAAGGGCCCAGAGUUAUUCAGCAAAUGGGUGGGGGAAUCUGAGAGGGCUGUCCGUGAAGUGUUUAGAAGAGCACGCCAAGUUGCUCCGGCGAUCGUUUUUCUCGACGAACUGGAUGCUCUGGGAUCAGCCAGAGGUUCGGGCUCUACUUCAGCCGGUGUAGGAGAUCGUGUGUUGGCCCAGCUGUUAACUGAAAUGGAUGGUAUCGAGGCAUUAAAGGACGUCACCGUUGUUGCUGCAACUAAUCGACCCGACAUGAUUGACAAAGCACUGCUUCGACCAGGGCGUUUGGAUCGCAUCGUCUAUGUAUCUCUGCCGGAUGAAGCUACGCGAAAAGAGAUUCUACAGUUGAAAUUCAACAAUAUGCCUAUCCAUCCUGAAGUUUCAUUGGAUUGGCUUGUAUCAAAUACAAGUGGAUAUUCGGGAGCUGAGGUGACCGCUGUGUGCAACGAGGCAGCUUUAAGAGCAUUAGAGGAAGAUAUUGAAGCCAAACAAAUCUGUAGGCGUCAUUUUGAUUUUUCCUUAUCAGUUGUAACGCCUCGCAUUACAUCAGAGACCGUGAAUUUUUACGAGAAUUAUGUCAAAGAAAGUGGUUUACACGCCAUAUGAUCUGGUUCACGAAUGAAAUAAAAAGAAAACACGUAAAAAUUCA